This is a messenger RNA of Glarea lozoyensis ATCC 20868, 813 nucleotides long. RefSeq names its product P-loop containing nucleoside triphosphate hydrolase. Gene Ontology annotation, molecular function: nickel cation binding; GTPase activity. The record is from RefSeq and is a predicted model, not a curated record. The transcript is spliced from 2 exons. Lineage: Eukaryota; Fungi; Ascomycota; Leotiomycetes; Helotiales; Helotiaceae. The coding region runs from base 1 to 813 and encodes 270 amino acids.
AUGGCACACAACCAUUCACACGAUGGUGGCCCAUCCCACUCCCACGACCAAGCCGCCGCAGACCACGGACACACGCACGAGAUCCUCGAUGGGCCGGGGAGUUAUAUGGGACGCGAACCACCGAUUAUCGAGGGCCGGAAUUGGUCUGAACGCGCUUUUACGGUGGGCAUUGGAGGACCUGUUGGAUCUGGAAAGACGGCUUUGAUGUUGGCGCUUUGUCUGGCACUGCGAGAGAAAUAUUCGAUCGCGGCUGUUACCAACGACAUUUUCACCCGCGAAGAUGCAGAAUUCCUGACAAAACACAAAGCACUUCCCGCGCCUCGAAUCCGCGCGAUAGAGACAGGAGGAUGUCCUCACGCUGCUGUCCGAGAAGACAUUUCCGCCAACCUCGCUGCCCUAGAAGAUUUACAUAGGGAAUUCACGUCAGAUAUCCUGCUUAUCGAGUCUGGCGGUGAUAAUCUGGCGGCGAAUUAUAGUCGCGAGUUGGCGGAUUAUAUUAUCUAUGUUAUUGAUGUUAGUGGUGGGGAUAAGAUCCCGAGAAAGGGAGGGCCGGGUAUCACGCAGAGUGAUUUGUUGGUGGUUAAUAAGACGGAUUUGGCGGAGGCUGUGGGUGCGGAUUUGGAUGUUAUGGAUCGGGAUGCGAGGAAGAUGAGGGAGGGUGGUCCGACUGUGUUUGCGCAGGUGAAGAAGGGGGUUGCGGUUGAUCAUAUUGUGGGGUUGAUCGAGAGUGCUUGGAGGGGUAGUGGUGCUGGUGAUGUUAGUAAGGAGAGAGGUGGUCCUAAGGCAACUGAGGGUUUGGAAGAGUUAAAGUAG